CUAAACCUCGCCGCCACUUUUGCGGCAUAUGUGGGCAGUCCUGCGCAACGAAGGACAGCUUGCGCCAACACGAGUCUACGCAUGCCGAGAUGCAGAAUAUCUGGACUUGUGAGAUAUGCCAUUGGUCAUUCCCUGAUGAACUGGCUCUUGAGACACACCAGCUUCAUUCUGAUCACAAACCCCGGGCGAAACUCACCUUCGCAUGCGGGCGUUGCGCAGAGAAGCCAUCCUUCGCUACGGAAGAGCAAUUAGUGGCUCACCAGAAAUUUCCAAGCUUCUGUGCGGAUGCAUACACUGGAUACAAGACCCACACUCCAGUAUUGGACUAUGGCUUACAACCACUGGAGAACGUGAAGCCGCGUGUCGAAGGCAAACUCACCGAGAAUGCGUUCGUCGAGGCAGAGAGCCCCAAGGGUGCCGACAUCUCCAAGGGCUCCGACAUCUCCAAGGGCUCUGACAUCUCAAAAGGCGCCGGCAUCUCCAAGGCCUCCUACAUCACCAAGGGUGCCGGCAUCUCCAAGGGCACCGAUAUCUUCAAGGGAAUCGAUACCUCCAAGGGCAUCGAUACCUCCAAGGGCAUCGAUACCUCCAAGGGCAUCGAUACCUCCAAGGGCAUCGAUACCUCCAAGGGCUCUGAUAGGAAAUGUGAGGGAUGUAAGAAGAGCUUCGGCAGUGAGGCCUCCUACACUCGUCACUUCUUAGCCUGCAACUUCCAGCAAAAUCGUGGCGGUGAAGUGAAGUCAAUCAACAAACAUACCGGCUCACAUGUGCCUGACAGCCCAUUGGUUCAAGCAUUAUCCCGCGCUUCACUGGGGUGCCACAACUAUCGUAAAAUCGGCGCUACGACAGCCAAUCCUGUAGAGAAGAAUCUGGUUGUUAAGCCUGACCAACAGAAAGAGCAGUUGGUCACGCCGGAGAUCAAGAACCAGUCACAAUCAGUGGGUGCUGAACGGUCACGCCAGCCACCAGCCAUCCAGCUAAUCAAUGAGCUGGUUCGUGGUAUACCUCAGGGAAACGAGCCGCGCAAUGCAGACCUUGUCAGUCCUCAAAAUGCUGGAGGAAAGAGCGCAGUUGAAGUAGCUAAUGAAGACUGCCACGAGCAGAAUGAUAUCUUCGAAAAGGCGGAUAUCAAACAGGAUGUAUCCCAGAGUCAACAUGCAGCUGAAUACGGUCCCAGAACCAAAACCUCCACAGUGAAGGUUUCAGAUAUGCCACCAGCGGUACAGAAGAUUCUCUUGAUGAAUGACCCAAGCCUAUCAGAAGGCGACCCUCUCUUGGAAGCGUCGAAAAGCCCUCGCCGUAGCAAGCGCAUAGCCGCUAAGCAGCGACCCGAGCUUGCCAGAUAUGUACCAGGACCACGGAUGCAAGAACAGGAUUCAAUUCAUCAGCCACUCGAGGACCAUACUGAGGACCAUACCGAGGAUGCUAGGCUGGCUGAGACUUUGUCUAAACAGAUCAUGCGACUCGCCCUGCAGUCUGACAUCAACAUCAUGCAUGAAGGCAAGAUUGAAUGCAAUGGUGAAAACUGGAUUCGGAUUCCCGUUACCAAGUACGGCGAUGCCAUUGAAAUGCUUGACGGUCUUUGUCACUUGCCGCGCGAACUUCAAAAGGAACAUUAUCUGCCUGUCCCCAAGACUUUCAGCAAGAAUUAUACGGCUUCCUACCUGGUCACAGAUUUCGAGCCUUCUCCUGAGGUGGGCAAAUAUGGAACUGCAUUAAAGGCCAUUGCACUGUCAACUAGCAAGAUUGAGCUGCCUAACAAAUGCCUUGAAGCAAUCAAAAUUGGAGCAGUCGAUGUUCUGUCAGGUCGUGUCAUACUCAAUCACCUCAUCUGCAUCGACCCCAUAUCCCAAGUCUCUGACUGGAACGCCAAGAUCACCGGAUUCGCAAGCUAUGAGGACCUAGAAUAUGCCCGCAUGAAUGGAUACAAGGUCUUCAAGGGAUGGGAGGCUGUGCGAUCCGCACUUUUCAGAUUCAUCAACAAGGAGACCAUAGUCGUUGGACAUAACCUACGAAGCGACCUCGAUGCCGUUCGACUGAUCCAUGGACGUGGAGUUGACAUUGUCAAAGUGAUUGAGAAAGCGGCCAAAGGACCCGUGUCCGAGCCACAGCUGGGUCUGGACAGCUUGUGUCGGGACAUUUUGAAGAAGACUCUCAACACCACUCCUUACUUUGGUCGCGACUGUCUCCAAGAUGCGUUCGCAGCUCGAGAACUUCUUCUAUGGAAUCUGAAGAACAACGAGAAACUUGUGCAAUGGGCAAAGGCCAGAUCCGAGGAUUUCUGUCGUUUGCGCCUUGAGAUACGCUCCUAGUCUGGGAAUGUACCACUGUUCCAUAAAUUCUGACCGUAUUCUAGAGACAACUUCGCCCUCGCACGCGAGUAUCGAUGAUUACGGAGUGUGUGUCUGAUCACAGCUUCGCUAAAGAAUAUAGGGAGGAAAUGGUAAUCAACGUGUGACCACAAUAAUGACAAAGAGAGAGUUGCAGGUUUCGAUGCUUAUUAUCGGGAAAUGGCUGAAGGUGUUCAUGUAGCAAUGUAAGGCAAAACAGGGGAGUUAACGGAAUCAAUGAAACUUAUAUAAUACAA
This is a messenger RNA of Aaosphaeria arxii CBS 175.79, 2587 nucleotides long. RefSeq lists its product as uncharacterized. Gene Ontology annotation, cellular component: nucleus. Lineage: Eukaryota; Fungi; Ascomycota; Dothideomycetes; Pleosporales. The transcript has a single exon. Gene Ontology annotation, molecular function: nucleic acid binding; exonuclease activity. The coding region runs from base 90 to 2312 and encodes 740 amino acids. The record is from RefSeq and is a predicted model, not a curated record.